Mercenaria mercenaria is the source of this 1681-nucleotide messenger RNA. RefSeq names its product alpha-amylase-like. Gene Ontology annotation, biological process: carbohydrate metabolic process. The record is from RefSeq and is a predicted model, not a curated record. NCBI's taxonomy places the organism in Eukaryota, Metazoa, Mollusca, Bivalvia, Venerida, Veneridae. Bases 2 to 1609 code for a protein of 535 amino acids. The transcript is spliced from 8 exons. Gene Ontology annotation, molecular function: cation binding; alpha-amylase activity.
UAUGCCACCGUUGUAUCACGCAUCAGUGUUAAGUAGGAACAUGAUGAUAGCAGUGGCAUUACUAACAAUUGUGAUUUUACCACACGUUGUCGUAGGCGGUCCAUACAGUAGUCCACAAUGUGCGUCAGGCCGUGAUUCAAUUGUUCAUCUGUUCGAGUGGAAAUGGACAGACAUAAAAGCAGAAUGUGAGAGGUUUCUUGGUCCAUACGGAUUCUGUGGUGUUCAGGUCUCGCCGCCAAACGAAAACGCUGUCGUCACCAACCCAAACCGUCCUUGGUGGGAAAGAUACCAACCUGUGAGCUAUAAAGUGAUCUCAAGAAGCGGAAAUGAACAAGAGUUUAGGGAUAUGGUAACAACAUGCAACAAGGUCGGGGUCAGAAUCUAUGUAGACAGCGUUAUUAACCAUAUGACCGGAGGAUACUCCGGAACAGGUACCGGAGGAGACCAUUUUGACGGCGGGAGUUGUAGUUACCCAGCGGUACCAUUCGGCAGCCAGGACUGUAAUGGCGGUGAUGUAUGUCAUACAAGCGACGGAUCCAUCCAUAAUUACAACAAUCCUGCGGAAGUUCGAAACUGUGAAUUGGUCGGUUUGUCCGAUCUCCGUCUAUCGAAGGAUUAUGUUAGGGGUAAAAUUGCAGGAUAUUUUAACCAUCUUAUUGACAUGGGUGUUGCGGGAUUUAGAGUUGAUGCCGCGAAACACAUGUGGCCAGGAGAUCUGGAAAACGUAUUUGCAAGACUUCACAACCUUAGAAGCGAUGCAUUCGGUUCUGGAAAAAAGCCAUUUAUUUUCCAAGAAGUCAUCGACAUGGGUGGUGAAGCGAUAAAAAUGGACGAAUAUUUUGGCACGGGCAGAGUCACUAACUUUAUCUAUGGUGUUAAGCUAGCUGACAUUUUUCUCCGACAUUCAAACCAAGCGAAAUGGCUUGGUAACUUUGGAGAAAAAUGGGGCAUGCCCAGUUCAUAUGACGUUGUUGUAUUCCUCAAUAACCAUGACAACCAAAGAGGACACGGUGGCGGAGGCGCCCCUAUAACGUUCUGGGACCCUAAACCAAUGAAAAUUGCAACAGCUUUCAUGUUGGCCCAUCCAUAUGGAUUCCCUAGGAUCAUGAGUAGCUACCGUUGGAACAGGAAUAUUCAGAAUGGAGAUGACACAAACAAUUGGGAAGGACCACCACACAACAGUGAUAUGAGUACAAAGGAUGUUCAGAUCAACGCUGAUCUCUCUUGUGGAGGCGGCUGGGUAUGCGAGCACAGAUGGCGCCAAGUUUACAAUAUGGUGGGCUUCAGGAAUGUUGUUGCUGGUACCUCGCUCACAAAUUUCCAUUCCUACGGGGACCAGGCCAUUUCAUUUUCGCGAGGGGAUAAAGGUUUCAUUGCCCUUGUUGGUGAUAACAGCUCUUUGAAUCAAAACAUUAACACAGGACUCCCGGCUGGAAGUUAUUGUGACGUCAUUUCCGGAAAUUAUUUAAAUGGCGCGUGUACCGGAAAAACUGUUCAUGUGGAUGGCAGUGGUCAAGCUCACAUCAGUAUAAACGGGCAUUCAGACGAUCCUGUAGUCGCUAUCCAUGUUGGCGCCAAAGUAGGAAGUCCAAAGAAAGUUACAACUUAAUUUUGUAUGUUCUGAUGCUCUGAACAUGUAAUAAAUAAAUAAAUAAAUAAAUAUUUCAUUUAAACUCUGAAA